AUGUCACUCCCAAAAUUGCAAACGGCGGUUGUUCAGUCCCCAGCGCUGCCGGCGUCGUCUCCGGCCGACGAGAGUCUUCCUCUGGCCGUGUCCGACUCGGUUCCAAUUCCAGUCCUGCCCUCCUCUCACCAUGUCCUUGUCCGUGUCCUGGCAGUGGCAUUGAAUCCCACUGACUUCAAAAUGGUGACCUACUUUCCGCGACCUUUCCACGGGGAUACGCCUGCCCUGCCCAUUGGGUGCGACUUUUGCGGCGUCGUCGAAGACGGCUCGGAAAGUGCUCUUCGAUCCUUCCCAGUCGGGACCCGAGUCUGCGGUGGGCUGUUCCCAUAUGGGCAUGCUGACAAGGGUUCCAACGCUGUCAGUGGCGCAUUUGCACAAUGGGUUGCCGCCGACGCAAACCAAUUGCUACGGGUGCCUGAUGGGUGGGACGACCUCCAGGGUGCUGCUGUGGGGGGCAUCUGCUGGGGCACCUGCGUGCUGGCUUUGUUUGAGGAUCCCGAGGCCCUUGCACUGCCGGGCCGCCCGAGCAAGCCUGAGGAGAAGGGCAGGCCGGUUGUGGUGUAUGGGGGUGCUACGGCCACAGGAACUAUGGCGUGCCAGCUGCUGAAGCUGUCAGGCCAUUACCCAAUUGCCGUCUGCUCUGCCUCGUCCACACCGCUAGUGCGCUCAUACGGGGCGAUUGGCACGGCCGCAUAUACCUCCCCAACCUGCGCAGAGUCCGUCCGGGCGCUUUCCCCAGAUGGGGUCGCCAUCCGGCACGCGCUGGACUGCAUUACCAGCCCGGAGUCGGUAGCCACCUGCUUCGCGGCGAUAGGCCGGGCGGGCGGGCGCUAUGCCUGCCUCGAGGCGCUCAACGACGAAUGGCGCACUCGCAAGGCUAUUCGCACCAAGGAAGUGAUGGGAUUCGAGGGAUUCGGCCUCAGGGUCACACUUGGGCAGGAUAAGGGAACCACGUACUCGCGCGAAGCGAACCCGGAACUGUAUGCGCGAGGGAACCAGUGGGCUGGCGAGAUGCAGGCGGCGCUGGACGGGGGGAAGAUCAAGGCUCAUCCGGUUCGCGAGGUGCACGGCCGGUGGGAAGGUAUCAUUGAGGGGCUGGGCAUGCUGAGGCGCGGCGAAGUCAGAGGUCAGAAGCUUGUUGUCAGGGUGGGAGAUGCGUGA
This is a messenger RNA of Canariomyces notabilis, 1161 nucleotides long. Its product is annotated as GroES-like protein. Gene Ontology annotation, molecular function: oxidoreductase activity, acting on NAD(P)H. The coding region runs from base 1 to 1161 and encodes 386 amino acids. NCBI's taxonomy places the organism in Eukaryota, Fungi, Ascomycota, Sordariomycetes, Sordariales, Chaetomiaceae. The record is from RefSeq and is a predicted model, not a curated record. The transcript has 2 exons.